Molecule: messenger RNA, 1081 nt
Organism: Magallana angulata
Lineage: Eukaryota; Metazoa; Mollusca; Bivalvia; Ostreida; Ostreidae
Exons: 3
Coding region: 123-908 (261 amino acids)
Source: RefSeq, a predicted model, not a curated record
UGCGUAAAUAGUAUAAAGUAAAUCAGACAUAUGGCAAAUUGUUACACAUACAUGUACGAUAUAAAUACCGUUGAUUUUAUUCUGUGGUUUUAUUGUGACUGCAUUUCACCAGAAGCUAAGAGAUGAGGAUUAAAUCCACAGUGUUGUUCUUGGUUGUUUAUAUCUUUGCAAUUAAUACACUGGUGCGUGUUAUUUGCACAGAUCCUGAGGAGGAGUGGACUUUGGUUAGACAGAUGGGGUUCACUGGAUUCAAAAUUAAUCGGGUCCAAAAGUUUGAAGACGAAGAAACUCAAACCUAUACUACCAUUAUCGAAGCUCCGAAAGGAACUAAAAUGGACCUGCAUGACUCAAAAACCGACAUUCAUUACAACAUUUUACGGAACACUUCAGAGUGGAGACAAUUGUCCAUUGGCGAUGACCAAUCUUCUGCUCUUUACGAAGCAAAAAUAACAAUGGAAGCCUCUGAGCGCCUUUUACUGUGGAUUUCGCUUACUUAUGGACCACAAAGCCUGGAUAUUGACUUCAGUCCUUUUGUACAAAGUGUUGAACAGAAUGACUUCAAAUUCAACGAUUGUCAGUUUCAAGUGCAAAGAAUGGACGGUCCAGGUUGGACCAAAUACAAGAUAAUUGUCAGAGGGUGUGUGUGUAGGCGGUCUUUUUCGGCUUCUGUUGGGAAACAAACCUCUUCUGGAUUUGAGGAAACAGCAGGCGUAUCGGCAUUGUAUUUCUUUUCUUUUCAUUUGUACGAAGGAUCGAACAAGGACCAAACUUCGUCAAUAUUCAUCAACCGCACUGCACUUGCACAAGAUGGUGUAAAAAUUCAGUCACUGAAAUUCCUGAUCAUCAGAGACCCGGAUAACUUUUCCGAUCUUCUAACGCAAUCUAUCUUCGGGUACUUAUUGACAUAAGCUGUAACAAAGGUUAAAGGAUUUGCAUGAAAUAUUCAACUAUCCAAUUUUGACUUUUAAUAACCUUGGCUCCCAGUGUUUAUUGGGUCUGAUAAACAAUAAAGACAAAACAGAUAACAUUUGUAAAUCAAUAUUUGGCUGUUUCUUGAAUCAUCAAUAAAUGAUGAACAAAG